CAGAGGCCACCCUCCCCGCCUCCCCGCCUGCUCUGCGCCCGCCCCGCCCCGGCUCACUUUAAAAGUUUACUCUGGCCGGGACGCUGGGCGAUGCGAGCCACUGCAGCCUACGUCGGGAUGCUGCGCCUGGGGAGAAUGUGCGCCGGGGGCCCGGGGGUGCUGGGGGCCCGGGCAGCCCUCUCUCGGAGUUGGCAGGAAGCGAGGUUGCAGGCUGUCCGCUUCCUCAGUUCCAGAGAGGUGGAUCGCAUGGUUCCCCUGCCCGUUGGAGGCCUCAGCUACGUUCAAGGGUGCACCAAAAACCAUCUUCUCAGCAAGACUGUGGGCCGGUGCCUGGAGGCCACAGCCCAGAGGGUCCCAGAACGAGAGGCCUUGGUCGACCUCCAUGAAAACGUCAGGUUGACCUUUGCCCAACUCAAGGAGGAGGUGGACAAAGCUGCUUCUGGCCUCCUGAGCAUUGGUCUCUGCAAGGGUGACCGGCUGGGCAUGUGGGGACCUAACUCCUAUGCAUGGGUGCUCAUACAGUUGGCCACUGCCCAGGCGGGCAUCAUUCUGGUGUCUGUGAACCCAGCCUACCAGGCUACAGAACUGGAGUAUGUCCUCAAGAAGGUGGGCUGCAAGGCCCUUGUGUUCCCCAAGCAAUUCAAGACCCAGCAAUACUACAACAUCCUGAAGCAGAUCUGUCCAGAGGUGGAGAAUGCCCAGCCAGGGGCCUUGAAAAGUCAGAGGCUCCCAGAUCUGACCACAGUCAUCUCAGUGGAUGCCCCUUUGCCGGGAACCCUGCUCCUGGAUGAAGUGCUGGCGGCUGGCAGCACACAGCAGCAUCUGGAACAGCUCCAGCACAUCCAGCAGUUCCUGUCCUGCCAUGACCCCAUCAACAUCCAGUUCACCUCGGGGACAACAGGCAGCCCCAAGGGGGCCACCCUCUCCCACUACAACAUUGUCAACAACUCAAGCAUAUUAGGAGAGCGCCUGAAACUGCAUGAGAAGACACCAGAGCAGUUGCGGAUGAUCCUGCCCAGCCCCCUGUACCAUUGCCUGGGUUCUGUGGGAGGCACAAUGAUGUGUCUGAUGUACGGUGCCACUCUCAUCCUGGCCUCUCCCGUCUUCAAUGGCAAAAAGGCACUGGAGGCCAUCAGCAGAGAGAGAGGCUCCUUCCUGUAUGGUACCCCCACAAUGUUCGUGGACAUUCUGAACCAGCCAGACUUCUCCAGUUAUGACAUCUCGACCAUGCGUGGAGGUGUCAUUGCUGGGUCCCCUGCACCUCCAGAGUUGAUCCGAGCCAUCAUCAACAAGAUAAAUAUGAAGGACCUGGUGGUUGCUUAUGGAACCACAGAGAACAGUCCCGUCACAUUCUCGAACUUCCCUGAGGACACUGUGGAGCAGAAGGCAGAAAGCGUGGGCAGAAUUAUGCCUCACACGGAGGCCCGGAUCAUGAACAUGGAGGCGGGGAUGCUGGCAGAGCUGAACACGCCCGGGGAGCUGUGCAUCCGAGGGUACUGCGUCAUGCUGGGCUACUGGGGCGAGCCUCAGAAGACAGAAGAAGCAGUGGAUCAGGACAAGUGGUAUCGGACAGGAGAUAUCGCCACAAUGAAUGAACAGGGCUUCUGCAAGAUUGUGGGCCGCUCUAAGGAUAUGAUCAUCCGGGGUGGUGAGAACAUCUACCCCGCAGAGCUCGAGGACUUCUUUCACACGCACCCAAAGGUGCAGGAAGUGCAGGUCGUGGGAGUGAAGGACGAUCGGAUGGGGGAAGAGAUUUGUGCCUGCAUUCGGCUGAAGGACGGGGAGGAGACCACGGCGGAGGAGAUGAAAGCUUUCUGCAAAGGGAAGAUCUCUCACUUCAAGAUUCCGAGGUACAUCGUGUUCGUCACAAACUACCCCCUCACCACUUCAGGAAAGAUCCAGAAAUUCAAACUUCGAGAGCAGAUGGAACGACAUCUAAAUCUGUGAAUAAAGAGGGAGGAAGGGUCUGCCCAGGCCCUCCUCCUGUCCAUCCUCCAUACUCCCCUUGUCUGUCCUUGUGAUUUGGCAUAAAGAGCUUCUGUUUUCUUUG
Chlorocebus sabaeus (green monkey) is the source of this 2050-nucleotide messenger RNA. It is a transcript of the gene ACSF2, whose product is annotated as acyl-CoA synthetase family member 2. Gene Ontology annotation, biological process: fatty acid metabolic process. Gene Ontology annotation, molecular function: medium-chain fatty acid-CoA ligase activity. The record is from RefSeq and is a predicted model, not a curated record. NCBI's taxonomy places the organism in Eukaryota, Metazoa, Chordata, Mammalia, Primates, Cercopithecidae.